This is a messenger RNA of Salvia splendens (bonfire salvia), 1884 nucleotides long. RefSeq names its product putative two-component response regulator ARR21. The transcript has 6 exons. The coding region runs from base 1 to 1884 and encodes 627 amino acids. Gene Ontology annotation, cellular component: nucleus. Lineage: Eukaryota; Viridiplantae; Streptophyta; Magnoliopsida; Lamiales; Lamiaceae. The record is from RefSeq and is a predicted model, not a curated record. Gene Ontology annotation, molecular function: DNA-binding transcription factor activity; DNA binding. Gene Ontology annotation, biological process: regulation of DNA-templated transcription.
AUGUCUUGUCUCCAAUCAGUAGUGGCUCUCUCUACUACAGAAGCGGAGUAUAUAGCUCUUGCUGAGGCAGUGAAGGAAUCAUUUUGGCUGAAGGGGAUCCUUGGAGACUUUGGGGUUAAGCAAGAUUCUGUGGAGAUAAAAUGUGACUCUGCAAGUGCAAUCUGCCUGACUAAGCACCAGACUUUUCAUGAAAGGAGCAAGCAUGUGGAUGUGAGGCUUCAUUUCAUACGUGAUGAGGUAAAUAAGGGAGCAGUUAGGCUGACAAAGGUGUCAACGGAUGAUAAUGCUUCAGACAUGCUAACAAAGUUUCCUGAGAUGAAUGCCAACAAAGCUAUCUCUAUGGGGAUUCUUGUGGUCAAUGAUGGCAUAGCAUGCGGAGAAAAAGUGGCGGAGGUGCUUCGACACUGCAACCAUGAAGUUUUGCAUACUGGAACUGUUUACGACGCUCUACAUUCGAUAUGGGAGAACAAGGACAGGCUUGAUCUUGUUAUUACAAAUGUGCACAAGUUGGCAUCAGAAGGCGAAGCAAUCAUCCGAAAUAUCUACAAAAGGCUGAAAUUGAAGGUUUUUUUGAUAUGUACGGAUAAGAGGGCCGAGCCCAAAGACGAGCCGCUUAGUUUCUCUGCUUAUUUUUUGACUGGCUUGAGCUUAAAUGGUUUGAGUAAUUUUUUGGUGAAUCCAAAAGGAGUCAAGGAAGAGAAUAUGGGGACAGCAGCUAAUCAGCAAGAAAAUGUUGAAACAAACAAGGCUUCUUCCUCGAGUAAGGAUGCAACGCGCUUGAACCAGAAACGGAAGGCUGUGGAGCUGUACGAGGAGAGAUGUGACAACAACAACGGCGAUCGCAAUAAAGGGAAGAAGCAAAGGGUUACUUGGACAAAGGAAAUGCAUCAGAAGUUUGUGGAUGCCAUUGUUAGAUUGGGAAAUGACAAGGCUGUUCCCAAGAAAAUAGUCGAAGUUAUGGGCGUUCCGUGGCUUACCAGGGAGAACGUUGCCAGCCAUUUACAGAAAUAUCGUUGCUACACGAAACAGGAAAAUAUCUCGGGCUCACCUCCUUGCACUAGUACAAGGGCUGGCCUCAGAGAGUUAGGUGUUCUAACAUCACCUCUGAGUAACGAUCUCUUCUUCAACCCCAUAUCAGAUACGCAGUUGUGGGCAAGAAUCAGAGGCUCAUAUCUCAGUGAUGUGAGAAACAUGAUGCACGUCAGAGCAAAAUAUGGCUCAUCUUAUGACAACUCCGGCAACAGUGAAUUUGUGGGAUACAGAUUAAUUGGUAACCAAAUAGAUUAUGGCUCCACCAACAAGAUCAACAAAGUUCCAGAUUUUUCUACUACAGGGAGAUCACAAGAUCAAUCCACGAGCUACGUUCAACAGCACCGCUUUAUGGAUCCGAACACUGUUCAAUCAGCUAGCUACAUUCUGCAGCAAUCUUCUCUGUUAGGGAGUUCUUCAUCAAGAACUCAUGGCCAAGAAGCAGAAUUGCUCUCCUCGUACGCCCCAAAAAUCGAGAGCCAGCUCCAAGGCCCUCCAACUCAACAAACAGGAGAAUGCAGCAACUCUUUGCUGGACCAGCAGCAGCCUUGGGAUACCUCUGCGAACGCUGCUCCCUUCCACAAUCCAUCGACAGUGCUUCCUUCCGAUAAAGAUUUUGCGUUGCUGCCAGUGGAGGCAGGUUUCUCCGAACAAACUUCGGGGGGAUACCUUGAUGAUAUAUUGCAGCAGAAUUGUUCUUCUCCUGCUCCUCCACCAGCAUCACCACCACUAGCGGUGGAAGAUAUUUUUGAGCAAGGUGGAAAUUAUGACUAUCUGUUUAAUGGAAUAGGAAACACAUACGACCAGUUUGAUAUACAAGAAUUUGAUGAGACCCUUUUUAGUCAAGAUGAUUAG